ACGCCGUGUUUUCACUAGACUGUACACCAGGAGAAUUUAUUUAUUAUAUUAUCUUUAUUACUCUUAUUUAUAACAUUCCCGUGGACUGAAGGGCUUUAUUGUAUUAUUUUCUUCUCUCAUGUGAAUUUUUCAAUCAAUAAAAACAACAACAAAAACAAAGACACCUGAAGGAGGAGAAGAAGAAAUGGAGAAACCAAACGGCUUCUCGUCGGAGCGAAACAUCCUGUGUCUGUUUGACGUGGACGGGACCCUGACACCACCGAGAGAGAAAAUCGACCCGCGGCUGGACGAGUUCUUCCAGACUCUGAGGCGGAAAGUGAAGAUCGGCAUCGUGGGAGGGUCGGACUACUCCAAGAUCGCGGAGCAGCUCGGGGACGGGGACGAUGUGAUACACAAGUUUGACUACGUGUUUGCUGAGAACGGGACGGUGCAGUACAAAGACGGGAAGCUUCUCUCCAAACACGCCAUUCAGAACCAGAUCGGAGAGGAGCUUCUGCAGGACCUCAUCAACUUCUGCCUCAGCUACAUGGGUCUGAUCAAGCUGCCCAAGAAAAGGGGGACGUUCAUUGAGUUCAGGAGCGGAAUGAUAAACAUUUCCCCCAUCGGUCGGAGCUGCACACCCGAGGAGAGAAUCGAAUUUUCAGAAAUCGACAAAAGAGAGAAGAUCAGGGAGAAGUUUGUGGCUGCCUUGAAAGAGGAGUUUGCAGGAAAAGGACUACGUUUCACUAGAGGUGGCCUCAUCAGCUUUGACAUUUUUCCAGAGGGCUGGGACAAGAGGCUGUGUUUAGAGCUGCUGGAGAGCGAGGGCCUGGACGCCAUCUACUUCUUUGGCAACGAGACGUCUGAUGGAGGAAACGACUAUGAAAUUUUCAACGACCCUCGGACCAUCGGUUUCACGGUCUACUCUCCAGAGGACACGGCCAGACUCUGUCGGGAACUUUUCUUUGAUGCUUCACCUCUCAAGUCCUGACAUCCUGACCUGCCCCCCCUCAUCCCCCAGACUGGACUCGAGUCUGUGGGCGUCUGUUGCUUUGAGCCCAGAGUAUUUAUGAACUGCUGAAAGGUACCACCACUGAUCUCCCUGCGUUAGUAAUAUUAUACUAAAUAGGUCAAAAGCAACGACUGGACGUUUGGAUUCACUUUUUUUUUUAAUUUAUUUGUUUGUUUGUUUGUUUUUUAAAAAAAGGGACAGAACAGAAAGGAACCAAAAGGCCGAGAGAGAUUAUAAAACAUUCUGCAGAGUGGAAAGUUAAACGCUCCAGAUUAUUGAGAGUUCAGAGAUGUUUUUGCACCGGUUACAUUUAACCAAUAGGAAACUUUAACUCCCCUGAGGAAGGUGGGAGGGAAUGAUAUUAGAAGAGGGGAUUGUGCUCAGAGAAGAGAUUCUUCCUCCAGAGACGAGGAUCCAGGAAUCAUUCCACGUCUGAACCGGACUGAGUGAAUGUCAGUCACGUCUUCUGGUUCUUUAAAUGCAUUCAAGGGAUUUUUUUUUUUUUUUUUUUUUUUAGACUUUCCUGGCUCGGUGAAUUCAACUAAACCAGCGAAUUAAGCUAACGUGACCAAGUCACUCUGUAAACUUUACUGAGUGUGACGAGUUUCUACCUAACACGUUUGACUCUGUUUGAAUAUAUGUGUCGAUCCUUAUGGCUUGAGCUCGUUAAGCAACAUUAUUUUAUUUUCUUUUAAAAAAGGGUUUUCAAAUGAGCUUUUAAAAAUGUGAAAAUUACCAUUAAGUCUAUGUCUGUCACAGAUCAGAAGAAGAUUAUUGUAAAUGUGAUGAUUCUGGUCAAAUUUGUUUUUGAUUGUAAGACACUCCUUCAACCUGACAACUUAUAUGCAUGGUUAAAAAUUACAUAUCGUAAUUUGUUGAUUAACAAAAAAUGAAAAAUAAAUCAUCAUAGUAAAUGUUUUUUUUUUCACCAUUUCACCACCAACCUCUGCUGCCUCUUAUUUGGAUAAAACUGAGCUUUUAUGUGCAGUUCAGCCUCUGACCUGCUGUUCCCCAUCCUGCCACUAGAGGGCAGCAAACACUCACUAUGUCAACCUGUCACGUUGUCACUUUAAAACGCUCCGUUUCUUGCCAUGUGUUUGUGUUAAUCACGUCUUUAAAUAAAUCUUUAAACCUG
Molecule: messenger RNA, 2126 nt
Organism: Mugil cephalus (flathead mullet)
Lineage: Eukaryota; Metazoa; Chordata; Actinopteri; Mugiliformes; Mugilidae
Gene: pmm1
Product: phosphomannomutase 1
Exons: 8
Coding region: 185-970 (261 amino acids)
Biological process (GO): mannose metabolic process; GDP-mannose biosynthetic process; protein N-linked glycosylation
Cellular component (GO): cytosol
Molecular function (GO): phosphomannomutase activity
Source: RefSeq, a predicted model, not a curated record